AUGUCAGCUACGGGAACUACAAUUACCAUAUGUCGUUCAACAAGGAGAAAUCUAAGAUACAUUUUAUUGUGGCCAAGCGUCAGUGAGGAACCUAAAUCAACCAGCGCUUUCAACAUCAGAAUCGUGGUGUAUGUUUUAAUAACGGCAGCUUUCUCCGUAUGUGUGGCAAUGCAUCUUAUUGUCACAACGACAAGUAUAAACGACUUUAGCGGUGUAACAUCGUUAGUUUGUGUAUAUUAUGUAGCUUUUACAUUUACGAAAAAUCAACCGAAAGUAGCAAGGCUUCUCAUGGAAAUGUCAAAUUUCGAAAAAUUUGGAAAACCACCAAAUUUCGACCAGGAGGAUGAAACUUUAAAUUUUGUUUCCACACGAAAAGAAGAGUGCGAAGAAAAAAAUCGAAACGACGAUUUGAAUGAAAAUUGUGGUUUCGUCACACCAAUUUGGACGCCCUUCAGUACAAAAAAUCAUGUUGUUUAUUAUUUACUUCAAGCAUACGUUGUUGUGUGUGUUCAGUUACUACUGAAACCUAGCGCACUGGUGACGUUUACUGGAUUUGAGUUAACAACACAUUUGAUUUUAAGAAUCAAACAACUUAACCAAAUGAUUCACAAAAUUUUCGUCAAUACGAAUUACGAAAUUGCACGAAGAAGAUUAAAUAAUUGCCUUGUUUACCAUGCAGACCUAAUCAGGAUGGCCAAAGCACUCGAUGAAUGCUUCUCAAGUUCAAUGUUUAUGUUCACUUGCAUUACCGCAAUAGUUAUUGCGUGCAUUGAAAAACAAUUUAUCGAAGGUGAUCAUUUUUGCGCUGUAGUACAGUUUUGUGGUUGGACUAUUAUUUUAGUAUUGGCCUGCUGGUCUGGACAAAUUCUAAUGGACGCGAGCGAAUCAAUUUCUGUGUCAAUCUGGUUUUCAAAAUGGUAUGAGGCGGAUACUAGACUGCAGAAAGACAUCUUAUUGAUGUUAAAAAAAAGUCAAGAACAGUUCGCUCUCACGGCUGGACCCUUCAGUUCCCUUUCGUUUCAGCUACUUGUUUCGAUGGGCUUCAUAAUGUUACAAAAAAACCAACGCCAACUUGAUGACUUUUUUCACGAGCUGAAAAUAUUCCAUAGCACACAGGAUGAUUAA
Molecule: messenger RNA, 1125 nt
Organism: Zophobas morio
Lineage: Eukaryota; Metazoa; Arthropoda; Insecta; Coleoptera; Tenebrionidae
Product: odorant receptor 4-like
Exons: 7
Coding region: 1-1125 (374 amino acids)
Biological process (GO): detection of chemical stimulus involved in sensory perception of smell; sensory perception of smell
Cellular component (GO): plasma membrane
Molecular function (GO): olfactory receptor activity; odorant binding
Source: RefSeq, a predicted model, not a curated record